Molecule: messenger RNA, 2943 nt
Organism: Nelumbo nucifera (sacred lotus)
Lineage: Eukaryota; Viridiplantae; Streptophyta; Magnoliopsida; Proteales; Nelumbonaceae
Product: VIN3-like protein 2
Biological process (GO): epigenetic regulation of gene expression; vernalization response
Molecular function (GO): protein binding
Source: RefSeq, a predicted model, not a curated record
CCCUCCCUAUUCCUCUCCCUCUCCCUCUCUCUCAUAGAACAUCUCAAAAAGGGCCCGAAUCUCCUCACGCACCUCUGGUCCGGAAGAGGACCCAGUCAGUGAUGGAUUCGUUCGCUGUGGCAGAAAUUCGAGCGUCGCUUCUUGGAGAGGAGUUAUGCUUUCGGUUGUAAUGUGGUGGGAAGAGAAGGCGGAUAUUUAAUCAUGGAUUCUUCUUACGAGGGAUUUGUGUUUGAUCCGUCAAAAUGCAGCAAGUUGAGCAUGGAGGAGAAAAGGGAACUUGUUUAUGAAAUAUCGAAGUGGUCACAUGGUGCCCCUGAAAUGUUACAGUCAUGGAGCCGUCGGGAACUUUUGCAGAUCCUGUGUGCAGAGAUGGGAAAAGAAAGGAAAUAUACUGGCUUGACAAAGUUGAAAAUGAUUGAGCAUCUUCUUAAAAUUGUUUCAGAGAAGAAGUCCAGGAAACGUGAAGAGCCUGAAACAAAGCCUUCUCCCAUAAAUGACCAAAGUACUGCAAAGAGGCAGAGAAAGACUGAUCAUCCUUCUCGACUCCCCAUUGCAACAAACAAUAUCUCCAGCAAUGGAGAUGGAGAUCCAGAUGAUGCCAUCUACUGCCAAAAUUCAGCAUGCAGAGCUGCCAUGCACCGACAGGAUCCAUUUUGCAAAAGGUGCUCAUGUUGCAUCUGUUGUAAAUACGAUGACAACAAGGAUCCCAGCCUCUGGUUGGUUUGCAGUUCAGAACCUCCAUAUCAAGGUGAUUCAUGUGGCAUGUCAUGCCAUCUUGACUGUGCUCUUAUGCAUAAAAGAGCUGGCAUUGCCAAAGAUGGACACCAUGCAAGACUUGAUGGCAGCUUUUAUUGCAUAUCUUGCGGAAAAGUGAAUGACUUGCUUGGAUGCUGGAGGAAACAACUAAUAAUUGCAAAGGACACCAGACGAGUAGACAUACUUUGUUAUCGUGUCUCUCUCAGCCAAAAGCUUCUUAGUGGAACUGAGAAGUACCAAAAGCUGUAUGAGAUUGUGGUCACUGCAGCAAAGAAGCUUGAAGCUGAAGUAGGACCUUUAGCUGGUUUACCUGUAAAGAUGGGACGAGGUAUUGUGAACAGGCUUUCCUCUGGCCCGGAGGUCCAGAAGUUCUGUGCUUAUGCUGUCGAAUCACUGGAUUCAAUGCUGUCAUCUGGUACCUUGCAUUAUCUUCCCAAUUCUAAGACUCAAGAAUCCAAGUUGAUAUCUCCAAACCUUAUCAAAUUUGAAGACAUUUCUCCAACAUCGCUUACUGUGGUCUUGGGAUCUAGAGAUGCACCGCUGGAGUCUGGAAGGUACGUCCUGUGGCAUAGGAAGGCUGAUGUUCUGGACUAUCCAACAACCCCUACCUGUACUUUGUUCAAGCCAAAUACUAGGUUUUCGGUAUUAGAUCUUGCUCCAGCUACAGAAUAUGUAUUCAAGGCCAUUUGCUUCCAUGACAAAACAGAGUUAGGGAUGUCAGAAGUAAGGGUAACAACCACCAGUACUGGAAGUAAUCUCUCCAAAUCUGCAGUAGUGAAUAGAAGCCAAAGCCCCACAACCAACAGUAGCAGUGUCUCUAAUCCUUCUUCAGAGGGUGAUGAAUCUAAUAACAUAAUCACAUAUGGUAAACAGAAUGAUAAUACCCCAGGUGGUUAUUUCAGUUACUGCAAGAAAAUCGAGAAAACUGAUUCUUUAAAAUUAUCAGAUGAUGCCAGCAAAGAUGCAAGUGACUGUCAGAACAUGAGUACUGGGUUGGGGGAAGAAGAAACACAGGGAGACGUGGCUUCUGCACUGGAUGAAGAACAUGCUAUAGCGGCAUUGGAGCCUAUGCCCAACUCGACAACCCAAACAGAUUCUCAGAGAGGCUCUACAAACUCUACCGAGAACCAGAUGUCUGAUGUUAAAGCUGAUAACAAGCACUCUCCUGAGGAAGGUCGAUUGGUUGAGGAGACUAGCACUGAUACUGGAUUGCACACCCCUGUCGGGAAAGAGUUGGACGUGGUGCCCUAUGGGCAUCUCUCCGAUGCUGUUGUACCUAUCACUCCCUGCAAGCUGGAGAUCAGUAAAGAUGGGCUAGGGAGAAGUGGUAAACCAAAACCCAGCAGUGGGGAGGUUGGUAAUCAGUCUGGAAAGAUGGAAGAGCCACAGGCUGGAAGUUCAUCAAAGCAGAGAAGUGGGGUGAGGUGGAAUAAUGAUGGAUGUGCUAGUGAUGGCUCUUUGGAGAGGGAAUAUGAGUACUGUGUGAAGAUUAUACGAUGGCUGGAAUGUGAAGGGCACAUUGAGAAGAACUUCAGGGAGAAAUUCUUAACUUGGUAUAGUCUGCGAGCUACAAUACAAGAAAGGAGGAUUGUAAAGGUAUUUGUUGAUACGAUGAUCGAUGACCCAUCUUGUCUUGCGGGGCAGCUGGUUGAUACCUUCUCGGAAUGUAUAUCUGCCAAGAGGCCUCUAGCAGUGCCAACUGGGUUCUGCAUGAAGCUGUGGCAUUGAUUGUUCACUGGGGUCCAGCUCCAGGUCAACUAUUCUUAUAUACAAGCCUAUGAAGGGUUUGUAUUUCAGUGAUUCUUUUGGGGAGACCCAAAUUGAUCAUUCAUCAUUCGACAAUCCAUUCAUGUCAGCAUUGUCUGUUGAUUUAGAUUGAAAACAUUGGAAGUCCUUUCGGUAAAAACAUAUUCUUUUGGCUCCUCGAGCAUGCUAUUCUUUUGAAACUAACGGAAUGUUUGGGUGUAUAAUACUAUCAAUACUGUAAUGCAAGCUGGGGCAUGGUGGUGUAUUGAGGGAAGUAGCCAAAACCAGGGGGGCUUGUACACAUAUACAAGUGUAAGACUUACAAGAGAAUGACACUAGUUACAAACCAAAAGUUAAGUUAUUGUGUUAUGGGCCACUCUUGUAUACUAGUCCCAUGCACCUUUCGUUCAUUUUCAAUGUAGGAUUUUUUUUUUCAUUGCA